GACGAUGCAGCCGGCGCUGGGCGCCGCACCCUUCGGCGACGCCCUCGUCCCCUCCGCCUCCUGCUCCCACCGCCUCAAGCCUUCUCCCCCUUCCUCCACUUGGCAUCCCAAUCUCUUCUCCUCCUCCUAAACCCCCUCCUCGACUCCCCCUACGCAGCUAGUCUCACCCCUGCUACUGCCUAACAUCGUCUUCGCUCCCCGUCCCGACUCGUCUCUCUGGUCAGUGCGGUGGCAUUUCUCGAUUCCUAGGGUUUUGUUGCGGAUUGGAUCUGACCUGCUGGCGCCUGGCUUUACUGGUUUGCGACUGAUUCCACUGAGUGCAGUGGCAACCGACUUCAUGGGUGAUUUGGCUUGUGAUUCUGAAACAGUACCGAUGGAGGGUGGCGGCGUCUCUUUUGUCUGUGAGGAUAGCCCGGUUCUGUUAGAGACACUUCCUCCAGCAGGGCAGACUGUAUGUUCUUGUGGGAAACCCCAUCAUAGCCAGGAUGGAACUCAUGAGCAAUGCAUGAAUGGUGAUUCUGUGGAGACUGAGAUGGAUAUCCCAGGUUCUCCCAGUCCAGGAGGAAAGAGAGGCGAAGGAGGUGAUGGGAACUCUCAGUCCCAUGUAGUCUCAGAGUACAGUGAACCAAAGGACUCCUCAGCCUAUGAGCCUUCGUCGUCCUUUCCACCGACACUAAGGCUUGUCUCCGCUAUGAAAGGAGGUCGUGAGAGAAGUGGCGAAGCAUCACCAACUGAAGUCCGGCGCGUGAAGUGGGCCCCAGAUGUCUACGAUCCCCCUGUCACCUCGGUCGACCACUCAGUGAAGAGCCACCAGCAGCGUCCCAGGUCCAGAAAGAAGGAGAAGAACAAGCAGAAACUGAAGAAGAAGAAGAGGAAGUCACGUGGCAAAAAUAGUGGUUUGCAUGAUGCUGUCAGUAAUCCGCCUGUCCUCCAGGAUCCUGGGCCAUCAUCGCCUGACGACUUCGGAGAUUUGGUGCCCGAGGUGGUGGAUUCCGAUGCCGUGGGCCAAGAUUUUGUGCACGGAAGCAGUGCCACACACGAGAUGUUAGAUGACGCCACUAGCUCUCACUAGGAAUCCUACUCUCCAAGGUUGCCGAUGCAGGAUGAAAUGGUGAUCUGGAGGAGGGUAGCACGUCUUCAUGUGAAUAUGGGGUGUGUAGAUAAAUAAAUCCAGGCUGAGAUGAGAUGAGAUGCCUCUUCUGCUCCAAGCCCUUUUUCUUUUCUUUUGGAUGGUGUCCUGUAGUGUGUGUUUGUGUGCACGGUUGAUCAGUCGCGUUGUUGUUUGGUAGCGACCGACUGAAUUUGGACUGACUCGUGUUGCCACGUUGAGAUUAUCCCUAUUUUCCGAGGGAUGUUGAGAUUAUUCCUCUGCUUUUGGAGAGUGAUUCUGAGGUGAGAUGCCUGUCCUGUUCUGAA
This is a messenger RNA of Lolium rigidum, 1416 nucleotides long. RefSeq lists its product as uncharacterized. The record is from RefSeq and is a predicted model, not a curated record. NCBI's taxonomy places the organism in Eukaryota, Viridiplantae, Streptophyta, Magnoliopsida, Poales, Poaceae. Bases 338 to 1072 code for a protein of 244 amino acids. The transcript has 4 exons.